Messenger RNA from Acipenser ruthenus (sterlet), 825 nucleotides. Its product is annotated as eukaryotic translation initiation factor 1b-like. Lineage: Eukaryota; Metazoa; Chordata; Actinopteri; Acipenseriformes; Acipenseridae. The transcript has 4 exons. The record is from RefSeq and is a predicted model, not a curated record. The coding region runs from base 162 to 503 and encodes 113 amino acids. Gene Ontology annotation, molecular function: translation initiation factor activity; ribosomal small subunit binding; RNA binding. Gene Ontology annotation, biological process: translational initiation. Gene Ontology annotation, cellular component: eukaryotic 43S preinitiation complex.
CCAACCUUUCACAGACGCCAUUUUGUCAGGAAUCGUUGGAAGGAAGAGAAGAAACAAAAUCUGUCCGCAAACUAUCAACUUGUAUUUGAAAACUAAACCAGGAGAAAAACAGCCGUUCUUCAAAACCCAUUAUCUUCCGCGAGGAAAGGGAAUCCUAUCGUAUGUCCGCUAUCCAGAACCUCCAAACUUUCGACCCCUUUGCUGAUGCAACUAAGGGUGAUGAUCUGCUCCCGGCUGGGACUGAGGACUAUAUCCACAUAAGAAUUCAGCAGAGAAACGGCAGGAAGACUCUCACCACUGUCCAGGGAAUUGCGGAAGAGUAUGAUAAAAAGAAACUAGUCAAAGCUUUCAAGAAGAAAUUUGCCUGCAAUGGGACUGUGAUUGAACGUCCUGAGUAUGGAGAAGUGAUUCAGCUCCAAGGUGACCAGCGCAAGAAUAUCUGCCAGUUCCUUACUGAGAUCGGCUUGGCUAAGGAGGAGCAGUUGAAGGUUCAUGGAUUCUAGUGAUGCCCAGAUCCCAAUAAAGCUAGAUGUUUGUUACAGCCCUUGCAGCUUCCAUUAAAUAAUGACAGCUUCUGAUUAAGACUCUUAACAUUUUCCAGGCAUUGGAAUAUGGGACGAUUCAAUGCAAUUAAGGACACUGGCAGGUAGCUUAUAAUGUGAUCAGUGUACAAUGCCAAGUGGCGGCAAGAGGAACCACUCUGGGAAUGAAACGCUGGCUUUUUGGUUUUGUAAAUUUUUCGUGAUCUUUUAAAUGUGCUUUAAAAAGCACUAGUCCAUGUUUAAGUUUUUGUACAAUGUUUCAAAAUAAAACCUGCAGACAUAA